Messenger RNA from Haliotis rubra (blacklip abalone), 1068 nucleotides. RefSeq lists its product as uncharacterized. Lineage: Eukaryota; Metazoa; Mollusca; Gastropoda; Lepetellida; Haliotidae. Bases 2 to 718 code for a protein of 238 amino acids. The transcript has 4 exons. The record is from RefSeq and is a predicted model, not a curated record.
CAUGUAUAAUCAGUCUCACGUUUGUUUUUACAAUAGGAAAUCGAGUCAAAUUAAACGGACGGUAGAGGAAGGGAAGAAACAGUAUGCGAACUUGAAGCAAAGAGCAAAAGAAAAGAAUGAUGCCAUCCGUCGACCCAAAACAGGAGGAGGGCCCAAACCAGCUUCCCCAACAAUGCCAGAAGCUGCCAUCCUGGAGACUAUGGGGGGAAGGGCAACUCUGAGUGGUCUAGCAGGAGGCAUAGACACUGAAGAUUUUGAUGUAAUUCCUUGUGUUUCGGAGGAAGAACCAAGUGUGUCCAUGGACUUCACUGAUACUAAUGAGCAUGUUCUUCAAAGUGCAAUAAAUUUCCUUGUCAUGGAGGACGGAAUACUGCAGAUCCCAACUAUCACCGCUGGUACUCCAAAAUCAACCACUGUUACCACUACUACUACUGCUACUCCUAUUGCAACUACAUCUACAGCUACAGCUACAACUACAACUGCAACAGCAAAUGCCACUAACAAUUCCAAUCUUCCGCCAAAAAAGAAGCUAAAGCUGCAACAGCAGGAAAUACUAACCCUACAGGCAGAGGAAUCCAAAUUUAAAUGUGAAAUUGUUAAAUUAAAAGAAGAAGCAGAAUUUUUCAGGGCAAAGGUAGCAUUGAUUAAAUUAGAACGGGAAAAGCUGAAAUUAGAAAUGGAAAUACUAAGAAAACAGAACCGUAUUAGUGAAGAAUAAUUGUUAGGGGUGCCAAAAAUGAAACAUACAACUUUAUGGAUGAAAUUUUCUCUUUACUGCAUAGAAUGAUGUUUUGAUGUAGUUAUCUUGCUAAAAAAUGACUAAUAUUCAGACACGUAAUUGUUAAGCAAGGGAGAUAAUCUGUCUUAAGUUAUUUUCUGAUAAUGUACAUUUCUAUUCAUUACUUGACAAAAUAUGUUAAACACAGAAUGUUCUCAUGAGAUAUAUUGUUUAAGCUGUAAUGGAAUAUCUAACUAAAACACUGCUGACACAAGUGUUUUCGAACAUUGUUACCAGUCCAGUCAUCAGCUAUAUGGACACUGACAUUUUGAUUGGUCUCAAUAUCAACC